Sclerotinia sclerotiorum 1980 UF-70 is the source of this 1266-nucleotide messenger RNA. RefSeq lists its product as hypothetical. Gene Ontology annotation, biological process: glycerol-3-phosphate catabolic process; carbohydrate metabolic process. The coding region runs from base 1 to 1266 and encodes 421 amino acids. Gene Ontology annotation, cellular component: nucleus; cytosol; glycerol-3-phosphate dehydrogenase (FAD) complex. The record is from RefSeq and is a predicted model, not a curated record. Lineage: Eukaryota; Fungi; Ascomycota; Leotiomycetes; Helotiales; Sclerotiniaceae. The transcript is spliced from 3 exons. Gene Ontology annotation, molecular function: glycerol-3-phosphate dehydrogenase [NAD(P)+] activity; NAD binding.
AUGGCGACCCUGGGAGCAUGGAGCACGAAGCACAAGGUUACGGUAGUUGGAUCUGGAAACUGGGGUUGUACUAUUGCAAAAAUCAUAGCAGAGAACACAAAAGAACAUUCCGAUUUGUUUGAAGAGAAGGUUCAGAUGUGGGUGUUUGAGGAGGAAGUUGCGAUACCCAAGGAGUCAAAACACUACAAUGCCUCCAACGAUAGUCCUCAAAAGCUCACCUCUAUCAUUAACAAUUACCACGAGAAUGUGAAGUAUCUGCCAAAUAUUACUCUUCCAAGCAAUCUCAUCGCCAAUCCCUCCCUUGAAGAUGCAGUUGCGAACUCCUCGAUUUUGAUCUUCAAUCUUCCCCAUCAAUUUAUUGGACGCAUUUCCAAACAACUUCAAGGACACAUCCUUCCAUUCGCGCGUGGAAUUUCUUGUAUAAAGGGUGUGAAUGUGACAGCCUCGGAGAUCAGUCUGUUUAGUGAGUGGAUUGGUGAAGGGUUAGGAAUUUAUUGCGGAGCACUUUCCGGUGCCAACAUUGCCAAUGAGAUUGCAAUGGAGAAAUGGUGUGAGACUACAAUUGCAUACGAUCCUCCUCCAAUGGACUCGCGUGCUGCCACUCCAACUGGACCAUCCCCAUCGAGCUCUCAAGUCAAUCUCACCAUCACACCGGCAGAUGAAGAACAUAAAGAUGUCAAGGGAAGGGUUAGCAAGACAAAGUUAAAGGCUGUACCAUCGGAAUAUCCACCGUUGGAUCAUGCCUUGUUCAAAACAUUGUUCCAUCGUCCCUACUUCCAUGUCCGGAUGGUUUCCGAUGUGGCAGGAGUCUCCCUCGGUGGAGCACUUAAAAACAUUGUUGCAUUAGCAGCGGGAUUUGUUGAAGGGCGUGGUUGGGGAGACAAUGCAAAGGCCGCUGUUAUGCGAGUAGGCCUUCUUGAGAUGGUUAAAUUUGGUAAGGAAUUCUUUGGGGAGACUGUUCACGCUGGUACUUUCACCGAGGAGAGUGCUGGCGUUGCCGAUUUGAUCACCAGUUGCAGUGGUGGACGAAACUUUAGAUGUGCGAAGCUUGCAGUUGAGAGAGGGGUUCCAGUUGAUGAAGUUGAGAGGACGGAAUUGAAUGGACAAAAGUUACAAGGAACUAGUACCGCAAAAGAGGUCAAUGAGUUCCUCAAGUCUAGAGGAAAGGAGGGCGAAUACCCAUUAUUUACUGCUGUUAUUGAUAUUUUGGAGGGCAGAAACACUGUCGAUGAUAUCCCGGACUUGUUGGCCAAGGCGGAUGAGUAA